AUGGAGCCGAAACAAAGCUUGACAGCAACGGAAAAGCAGAGCAUGAAGAACAGCAGCAGUGAAGUGCGGGUGUGCGUCACCGGUGGCGCCGGGUUCAUCGGCUCCUGGCUCGUCAAGAAGCUCCUCGAGAGAGGAUACACCGUGCACGCCACGCUGCGGAACACCGAGGACGAGGAGAAGACCGGGCUGCUGCGGCGGUUGGUCCCCGGCGCGGCGGAGCGGCUGCGGUUGUUCGAGGCCGACCUCUUCGACGCCGCCACCUUCGCGCCGGCGAUCGCUGGGUGCCAGUUCGUCUUCCUCGUCGCCACGCCAUACGGGCUCGAAGCCGCCGGCUCCAAGUACAAGAGCACGGCGGAAGCUGCAGUGGCCGCGGUGCGCGUGAUCCUCCGGCAGUGCGAGGAAUCCAAGACUGUGAAGCGCGUCAUCCACACCGCCUCCAUAUCGGCCGCUUCGCCGCUCAAGGACAAGGACGACGGCUCCGGCGCUGGGUUCAAAGAUUUCAUCAGCGAAUCAUGUUGGACGCCGCUCGACGUUGACUACCAUCUUCGCAGCGCACACUUCGAUAAGUACAUACUGGCGAAGCUGCAGUCGGAGCAGGAGCUCCUGCGCUACAACGAUGGCGAAAGCCCGGCGUUUGAGGUGGUGACUCUGCCCCUGGGCCUGGUCGCGGGCGACACGGUCCUCGGCCACGUGCCGGAGACGCUGGAGCACGCCGUGUCGCCGGUGUCACGGAAGGAGUUCUCCUUCAUGUUCCUCCGGCUGGUGCAGGGCCUGCUCGGCUCCGAGCCGCUGGUGCACGUCGACGACGCCUGCGACGCGCUCCUCUUCUGCAUGGGCGCCCCUCCAUCGCCGGCCGCUUCCUCUGCGCCGCCGCGUACCCGAGCAUCCACGACAUCACGGACCACUACGCCAACAAGUUCCCUCACCUCGACGACGGAGGCGGUGGUGGCAAGGGUGCAACCUGAGGGGGACAGGUUGGGAGAGCUGGGGUUCAGGUACAAGUACGGGAUGGAGGAGAUCCUUGAUAGCAGCGUUGCCUGUGCAGCAAGAUUGGGUUUUCUUGACGCAGCCAAGCUCAGCGUGUAG
This is a messenger RNA of Miscanthus lutarioriparius, 1086 nucleotides long. Lineage: Eukaryota; Viridiplantae; Streptophyta; Magnoliopsida; Poales; Poaceae. The record is from the annotation of a GenBank genome assembly.